Pseudopodoces humilis (Tibetan ground-tit) is the source of this 7652-nucleotide messenger RNA. It is a transcript of the gene DENND5A, whose product is annotated as DENN domain containing 5A. The record is from RefSeq and is a predicted model, not a curated record. Gene Ontology annotation, cellular component: trans-Golgi network. Gene Ontology annotation, biological process: retrograde transport, endosome to Golgi. Lineage: Eukaryota; Metazoa; Chordata; Aves; Passeriformes; Paridae. Gene Ontology annotation, molecular function: small GTPase binding; guanyl-nucleotide exchange factor activity.
AUGAGCGGCAGCGGCGGCGGCUCCUCGGCACCCGGCCGCUUCGCCGACUACUUCGUCAUCUGCGGGCUGGACACCGAGACCGGGCUGGAGCCGGACGAGCUCUCCGCUUUAUGCCAGUAUAUACAGGCCUCUAAAACCCGAGAUGGUGGCAGCCGUUUCAUUUCAAGUGCAACAGAAGGGGAAAACUUUGAACAGACUCCGUUAAGACGCACAUUUAAAUCCAAAGUUCUUGCUCGCUAUCCUGAGAAUGUUGAAUGGAACCCUUUUGAUCAGGAUGCAGUGGGAAUGCUGUGUAUGCCUAAAGGGCUUGCUUUCAAGACACAAGCAGAUUCCAGAGAACCUCAAUUCCACUCUUUUAUUAUUACUCGUGAAGAUGGCUCGCGGACAUUUGGAUUUUCUCUCACGUUUUUUGAGGAAGUCACUAGCAAACAGAUCUGCAGUGCAAUGCAGACAUUGUAUCAUAUGCACAAUGCUGAAUAUGACAUUCUUCAUACUCCCCCCACCAACGACAAGGAGAGCUGCAGCAGCACUGGGGACUGCAAUGGCACCUCUGUCUCAAAGCUACAGCGAUUUAACUCCUAUGACAUCAGCAGAGACACACUCUAUGUCUCAAAGUGCAUUUGUCUGAUUACUCCAAUGUCUUUCAUGAAAGCUUGUAAGAAAGUUCUAGAACAACUUCACCAAGCAGUGACUUCACCUCAGCCACCACCGCUACCUUUAGAAAGCUACAUCUACAAUAUUCUCUAUGAGGUUCCUCUUCCUCCAGCAGGAAGGUCAUUGAAAUUUUCAGGUGUUUAUGGACCAAUUAUUUGCCAGAGGCCAAGCACCAGUGAGCUGCCAUUGUUUGAUUUUCCAGUUAAAGAAGUUUUUGAAUUGCUUGGAGUAGAAAAUGUGGUUCAACUCUUUACCUGUGCCCUUUUGGAGUUUCAGAUACUGCUUUAUUCACAGCAUUAUCAGAGGCUGAUGACAGUGGCAGAGACCAUCACAGCACUAAUGUUUCCAUUUCAGUGGCAACAUGUGUAUGUUCCUAUCCUUCCAGCAUCCCUCCUUCAUUUUCUAGAUGCUCCUGUCCCUUACCUCAUGGGCUUGCACUCUAAUGGACUGGAUGAUAGGUCUAAGCUGGAACUUCCUCAAGAGGCUAACCUGUGCUUUGUGGAUGUAGACAACCAUUUCAUCGAGCUGCCAGAAGACCUACCCCAGUUUCCAAAUAAACUUGAGUUCAUUCAGGAAAUUUCAGAGAUACUGAUGGCUUUUGGAAUUCCACCUGAGGGAAACCUGCACUGCAGUGAAAGUGCCUCCAAGAUGAAAAGCCUCAGAGCAUGUGACCUGGUUUCUGAUAAAAGAAAUGGGAACAUAGCAGGAUCACCUCUGAAUUCCUAUGAGCUGCUAAAGGAAAAUGAGACUAUUGCAAGACUCCAAGCACUUGUUAAAAGAACAGGUGUGAGUCUAGAAAAGCUGGAGGUGCGAGAGGAGACCAGUAGCAAAAAAGAUCUUAAAAUUCAGUGUGAUGAAGAAGAAUUCAAGAUCUACCAGCUGAACAUUCAGAUUCGGGAAGUUUUUGCCAACCGCUUCACACAAAUGUUUGCAGAUUAUGAAGUGUUUGUCAUUCAGCCCAGUCAGGACAAGGAAUCCUGGUUUACAAACAGAGAACAGAUGCAAAACUUUGAUAAAGCUUCUUUCUUGUCCGACCAGCCUGAACCUUACUUGCCUUUCCUCUCAAGAUUCCUGGAGACCCAAAUGUUUGCAUCCUUUAUUGACAAUAAGAUUAUGUGCCACGAUGAAGACGACAAAGACCCUGUUUUGAGAGUUUUUGAUUCUAGGGUGGAUAAAAUCAGGCUGCUGAACGUCAGGACACCGACUCUGCGCACAUCUAUGUAUCAAAAGUGCACAACCAUUGAUGAGGCUGAGAAAUCUAUUGAAUUAAGGCUGGCAAAAAUAGAUCACACUGCAGUUCACCCACACUUGCUGGACAUGAAAAUUGGACAAGGGAAGUACGAGCUUGGAUUUUUUCCUAAGCUCCAGUCUGACGUUUUAUCCACUGGCCCAGCAAGCAACAAGUGGACAAAGAGGAACGCUCCUGCUCAGUGGAGGCGCAAGGACAGACAGAAGCAACACACGGAGCACCUGCGACUGGACAAUGACCAGAGAGAGAAAUACAUCCAAGAAGCCAGGAAUCUGGGCAGCACCAUUCGGCAGCCCAAACUCUCUAACCUCUCUCCAUCAGUAAUUGCACAAACAAACUGGAAGUUUGUGGAGGGCUUGUUGAAGGAAUGCCGAAAUAAGACUAAGAGGAUGCUGGUUGAGAAAAUGGGUCGAGAAGCUGUGGAGCUUGGUCAUGGUGAAGUGAAUAUCACAGGAGUGGAAGAGAACACCCUGAUAGCCAGUCUGUGUGACCUCUUAGAAAGAAUAUGGAGCCAUGGUCUGCAAGUCAAACAGGGAAAGUCUGCUUUGUGGUCUCAUCUGUUACAUUACCUAGAAAACAGACAAAGAAGAACCACAUCAGGCAGCUUCAGUACCUCAGGAAUACUUCUUGAUUCAGAAAGACGAAAAUCUGAUACAAGUCCAGCCAUGUCACCUCUCAGAAUCUCUCUCAUCCAGGAUAUGAGGCAUAUCCAGAACAUAAGUGAGAUCAAAACAGAUGUUGGCAAGGCCAGAGCCUGGGUUCGCCUCUCUAUGGAAAAGAAGUUGCUUUCUAGGCAUCUGAAACAGUUGCUUUCAGAUCAUGAACUCACAAAAAAACUCUACAAGCGUUAUGCAUUCCUCCGCUGCGAUGAUGAAAAAGAACAAUUCUUGUAUCAUCUCCUGUCAUUCAAUGCUGUUGAUUACUUUUGCUUUACCAAUGUUUUCACAACAAUCUUGAUACCAUACCAUAUAUUGAUUGUUCCCAGCAAGAAACUUGGUGGCUCAAUGUUCACAGCCAAUCCUUGGAUCUGUAUUUCUGGGGAACUGGGUGAAACAGGAGUCCUGCAGAUUCCCAGGAAUAUAUUAGAAAUGACUUUUGAGUGCCAGAACCUGGGAAAACUGACCACAGUGCAAAUAGGACAUGAUAAUUCAGGACUGUAUGCCAAGUGGCUUGUGGAAUACGUUAUGGUCAGAAAUGAAAUAACAGGGCAUACUUACAAGUUUCCUUGUGGAAGGUGGCUUGGGAAGGGAAUGGAUGAUGGCAGCUUAGAGAGGAUCCUGGUGGGAGAGCUGCUGACUUCCCACACUGAGGCUGAUGAGCGGCAGUGCCGAACUCCUCCCCUGCAGCAGUCUCCAAGCAUGAUCAGGAGAUUUGUCACUAUCUCACCAAACAAUAAGCCAAAGUUAAAUACUGGUCAGAUACAAGAAGCUAUUGGUGAAGCAGUUAAUGGUAUUGUCAAGCAUUUCCACAAGCCAGAGAAGGAGAGAGGCAGCCUGACCCUGCUGCUGUGUGGAGAAAGUGGACUUGUUUCAGCUCUCGAACAAGUGUUCCAGCACGGAUUUAAAUCACCGAGACUCUUCAAGAACGUCUUCAUUUGGGAUUUUUUAGAAAAAGCACAAACAUACUAUGAGACCCUUGAGCAGAACGAGAUGGUCCCAGAAGAGAACUGGCAGACAAGGGCCAGGAAUUUCUGUCGCUUUAUCACUGCUAUCAACAACACCCCUAGAAACAUUGGGAAGGAUGGCAAGUUUCAGAUGCUGGUGUGUCUUGGAGCCAGAGACCACCUUUUGCACCACUGGAUCGCCCUGCUUGCAGACUGCCCCAUUACAGCCCAGAUGUAUGAGGACAUAGCUCUGAUUAAGGAUCACACGCUGGUGAAUUCUUUGAUUCGGGUGCUGCAGACCUUGCAGGAGUUCAACAUCACCCUGGAGGCAUCUCUUGUCAAAGGAAUCGACAUCUGACCUCCUGUCCCACAGGAAAAACUGUCUUUAUAAACACAAAAAAAAAGCAACAAGGAGUGAAUCUCGUUAGUAUGCAAAAGUUCUGUCUUGCCAGUACAUUGUAUCGUGAACUUGUUCAUGGCCCAGAAAUGCAACUUAGACUUUUCUUGAAGGAAACUCCAGAAAUAGUACAGGCAAAUGGAUAGAAGCUGUAAACUCAAUGUAAAAAAGAGGAUUUUGGUAUAAAUCUAUUUUAGAGUUUAUUUGCUGAUUUGCUUUUUACACACUUUCAUGUGAAAGAGAUAGAGAUGAGUAUUGUGCAGCUUAUUUUAAAGCUGCAGUAUUUCCUUGCCAUAGAAAAUGUGCAGUGGGCCUUUCAGCAUUCUGUGAACUUGCCUUCAGAUAUGCUGUAUGUCAUAGACCCCAGUGUAUACACUCCAUUUCUGCUGAGAAGGUCAUUCUAUAGUUUUUAAACUAAUAUUUUAUAUAUUAACAUUAUUACCAAUGUUUGAUUUUUAAGGUGUUGGGUCAUGUUCUACUGCAAGGGAACUACAGAUCUGAUCUGUGCUUUUUUUUAAUAGCUCCAAAGCACUGAUUUGUCAACAAUUAUUUUUUUCCUUUAUUUUUGUUGUCAGUAUUAUUUUUAGUGAAAUCCAGGAGACUGAACCGUGAAAUGUCCAGAGAUCAAAGUAAUAUUUUUCAUAUUGGUACGUAAUUGCACAGAAGAAGAAAUUAAGUCUGUUUUUUAACUGAUGUUUUUUAUUUAUUUAACCUAUCAUUGUGUUUUGUAAGUUUGUCUUUUAAAAAAAUCUAUGAUACAACUGGCUAUAUUAUGUUGCAAUUCAGAAUUUACAGUGUAGCCCACUUAAAUGAAAAACCUGGAAUAAUUGUUCAUAACACAAGAACCUUUCCACUAAAGCAAGCCUUUUGAAGCUUGGUAUAUGGUUGCUGCUGGUAAUUCUCUUAACUGCUAAUAAAGAGGGACAUGAGUUCCCCAGGUGCCAGAUGACUAAAUAAAGAUCUUUAUGCCCCAUCUAAAAUAAUAACAGUAUACCUUACUAACAAGUAUAAGGAUUUCUUAAUGUUUCUGAAAAGACAGUUUUCCUUUUGAGUGCAUAUGUCUUGGAUCCCAUUGUCACAGUCUGCUUAGUUUGGGAUGCUUUUGUUUUUAGCAAAGAAAGUUUAGUCCAUUUCUGCUAUGAAACACAAACAUUUUGAAAGCUUAAUUUAUUGGAUAUCUGGAACUUGGCAAAUGCCUAAAGGCAUCUCUGUUCAUUUGAAUCCUCUGAUAAAAAUCUCUUUGAAAUGAAUAUGUGACUUAAGAACAGGCUGAUUUAUCAGCAUCACAAAUUACUGUACAGAAGUUCAGGGCUGUGUAUUUAAGAGGUCUCCACUGUAUAAACUUAUCUCAGUAUUGUUUCUCUUGGAAAAGCAGAGUCCAAGUUUUUUGGUUCAUGCAGUGUUGUAGCACUUUUACCUUACCUACAGCUUAGUCCCAUCUUGUGAUAGUUUUAUUUCCAUAAUUUAUGAGUAUAGCACAUGUAUUAAAUUUUUGACUAUUUUUACUUUUGUCCUAUUUAUUUCAUUAUUAAAUGGAGAAGUUCCUUUGUCACUACUUAUCAGAGCAAGAUUCUUCUUUGAUUUCACAGUAGCAUUAGGAAGAUGUGAGGGGGAUGUCUGAGCCACUCCUCACAUGGGGUGGGUGUGAAUUCUUUCACAGCUUACAGGAGCAUUUCACAGAAGUAUUCUCUGUGUGUGCAGGUUUGGUUUUUUGGUGGUUUUUAAAUUUUUCUUCCCGCCUUGGAAGGGCAAAAAUAAAGAACAGUUAUACUGCAUUCUAAGUAUUUCAUGUAUUCAACUUGAUAUGUUGGGAUAGUAUUUUUACACCUGCUCUAAAUUGUUUAUGCAUUAAUAAUACAAAAAAAAUAUUUUUUUGGUGUUGCUUCAUCUAUCUUGAAAAUUACUUACUAGACCUGUAUAUUUCACAGGGAUAUUAACUAAGAAAGGAAGGUUCCAUAUUUUGACCUUAGCAGAAGAGUUGAUCCUGUUAAAAUCAUCUAUCUCAUAGUAUUAAGGAUGGAUUAAUUUUAUCUUGCAUGAGGUAAUUACCCUGAACUAAGGUUCUUUUUUAUUUUUAGUUUUUUUUCCUUUCCUUACACAAGUUUACCUAGGAAAACAUGAUACCAUUGGCUUAAUGAGUGCUCUGUUGCAGAUUGUUUUGCCUUUUAGGACAGAGAUACCUGGGAUGGGCAGAGGCUGGGAUUUGGUGUUUCCUUGGCUGGCUCAUGGGAUGAUGCUGUGAGAACACCCUGAGUGCUGGCUGCCCAGUGCAAAAGGAAGACACAGAGAUCAUCUUUCCAGCUCCUAGGUUACUUUAUUCUCACAGGAAAAAACAGUUUGAGAUAGACCUUCUUCCUCCUCUCAGGGGACCUAUGCUUAAUCCUGUUAGGGUUGAAAGCAAUUUCUGCUAUGGACUUGCAAGUGUGGAGGGCUUUGCUCCACUGACAGAGCAGUAGAGGGUUCUGAGAUGCAGAAGAAGAAAAAAGCUGGUUUUGUAGCUUCAUAGGCAGCCAGGGAAGAGCAAGACAUUAAAUACAGCCUGUGCCAGGAUUCUGGGAGGAGAUUUGGCUGGUGUGGGUAAGAACAGUCCAGUCUGUAGGAGCAGGCACAAUCCCUCACCACUGCAGGGUUCACCACAAGCCCACCCACUUCUCUCAUGGCUGUUCCUGGCAGCAGUCCCACAGCUUAGGGUCCAGCAUUUGCUCUUGCCAUGCCAUUCUGCUGAAAUUUAUAGGAACAAACAAUGUAGUCAGCACCUUUUAAUCCAGAGCUUUGUAAAAUCCUUCUCCCUUUGUUCAGAGUAAUGCAGUUUUAACUUUGGUUCCUUGUUACUUUUCCAAAAUAAGGCGGCAGGUUUGGUAGGUACAGUUAGUGUGGCUGUGCUGUUCUGUUGUUUAGUGGGGAUUUUUUGGUAACAGUUAAUGAGAAAAGAUAAUCUUUUUAACAGCACACAUUCAUUCUGGAGAGACAAAUGCAGUGAUAAAAAAAAUAAGGGGUUCAUCAUGCAGUAAAUGCAUAGUGCUAAACUGGCCAGACAUGUUUACAGGGUCAUACCUGAUUUGGGAGGAAAAAAUAGGCUAUCAACUAUCAAUUAUUUAGGCUUCUUUGGUUAAUGCUAUAAUGAUACUUUAUACAAAAUGAAAAUGCAAAUUAAUAAAGACUUGGUUUAAAUGUAAUUAAAUACUACGAUGAUAAGUUUAUACAAAAAAAAAAAAAAGCUUUUACCUGCCAUAAACUUUAACCACCUGAUAUUCUGUAGCUGAAAAUAUAUUCAUGAACUGGAGACUAUUCCACAACUUUUUCCAUUACAAAGAGUAUUUUUCAAACUGUUCAAAUGGGACUUACUACUGGAUGAUCCAUACUUUUUAUGUGUUUUAAAUUCAUGAAUAUGUUAAGAUUUCUGCAGUGAAACUAUUCAGAGUUAACCUUUUUCUGUAUAUUGUCAAAUGAAUUUUGUCAGUAGUGAAGAGACUAUAGGAUACUUGAAAAUACUUGAAGAAAUUGUACACGUACUUCACAUCUUUGUAGCUCUUUAUUUUAUACCUAGAGAUUGGCUGUUAAACUAAGAUAAAGCAUCAAUACCUUAUAAACUAUAUAUUUUACUACAUGGGGAAAUCACUGGCUUGUUUUUCUUAAGGGCCGUGUUGAAGUUUACAUUAUAAUGACAAAACCAGGUACUGUUUUCCUUUUUUUAUUUUUCCUGUGACAUUUCAAUCCAUUGGACAUUAAAUGUGAAUUGGAUAUACAAA